Molecule: messenger RNA, 1351 nt
Organism: Tigriopus californicus
Lineage: Eukaryota; Metazoa; Arthropoda; Copepoda; Harpacticoida; Harpacticidae
Product: protein phosphatase methylesterase 1-like
Exons: 2
Coding region: 95-1327 (410 amino acids)
Biological process (GO): protein demethylation
Molecular function (GO): protein methylesterase activity
Source: RefSeq, a predicted model, not a curated record
GUCACGCAACCUACCAUAAUAACGACUGAUUUAAAGAGAGAGUUUUUGAGACGCAUAAUUGAGGAAAUUCGUCGACACAGGACCUGGAUUCGCCAUGUCCUCGAAUUUACAUCGUCGUCUCGUGGGUUCGGGUCUACCACCCAAGGGCCCCACCCCCGUGGGGAGUGGGCGGAGUGGAGCGCGAUCCGGCCCCCGCUCAGCUCGUGAUUAUUCCCCAUUGCCAUGGUCUAAGUACUUCGAGGCUCAAACGUCGCUGGAGCUGGAUUCGGACCACGCCUUUCACCUCUAUUCGAUCGGACUCCAGCCCUCGUCCCCAACCCACCCCGAUUCACCGGCGCCAGCCCCGCCCAGUCCGGUCAUGGUCUUGUUGCACGGCGGAGGAUUUUCUGGCUUGACUUGGGCCUUGACGGCCCAGGCCUUGGCACACAAAGUCCGCGUGCGGGUUUUGGCCUUGGAUUUGCGGGGUCAUGGUCAGACGCGGACCUCGAAGGACCAUGAUUUAUCGGCCGAAGUCAUGGCUCAAGAUGUGAUUCGUGUGCUUCGCCAUCAGUUUCCGGAGGAAUUGCCCGAAAUCGUGUUGGUGGGGCACAGUAUGGGCGGAGCCUUGGCCGUGCAUGCCGCCUUAACUCAUCAGAUCGAUCGGUUGUUGGGCGUUUGUGUCAUUGAUGUGGUCGAAGGUUCGGCCAUGGAAGCCUUGGGUACAAUGCAAGGCUUUCUUCGGAGUCGACCGGACAAAUUCCCUUCCCUUGAAAACGCGAUCGAAUGGGACGUACGGAGUGGGCAGGUGCGAAACGCCGAAUCAGCCCGCGUAUCCAUGCCCGGUCAACUGAAGAACAUUGAAACUCAAGUGCCGGCCACGAUUGAUAUCGAUCAGGGCACCACCUCCACCGCCAAUCCCGGUCAAGAUGUGGUGAUGGCCGCUCCUGCCGAUGCCAUCCCCGAGGAAGAAGAGGAAACUAGUGGGGAGUUCAAAGCGCCAAGCCCGGUUUCGGUCAGAGCUUCCGCGCCAAAAUCUGGUUACACGUGGCGGAUUGACUUGGCCCGCUCGGAGUAUUAUUGGCCGGGCUGGUUCCAAGGGCUGUCGAACAAGUUUUUGUCGGUGCCCUGCGCCAAAUUGUUGCUUUUAGCCGGUGUGGAUCGCUUGGAUCGAGAUCUAACAGUGGGUCAAAUGCAAGGCAAGUUCCAGAUGCAAGUGCUUCCCCAAGCUGGACAUGCGGUGCAAGAGGAUAUGCCAGAUCAAGUGGCCGAUAUCUUGGCCACGUUCCUGGUCAGAAACAAGUUUGCCCAACCUGCGGACGAUUUCGAACGCACGUUUCCUGCCUGUUGAAUGAAUUAGAGAGUUUUAUGUAUA